CGCGGCUCCGGCUUCCAGCUGGGCAGUCCCGCGCUCCGAGCCUGAGGGCAGGGGAACGCCGGGCACUCCGAGCCCCGGGAGGAGAGAACGCCCGGGGGAGGCGGGGGAGGCGGCUUGGCUGCGGGGGAACCCCUCGCCCCUGAGGGAUGCUCCGCCGGCGGGUGCCACAGGGCGGGACCGGGGCUCUCGGAUAAACACUGCGGAAGGCUGAAAAGGGAAAGCUUACAAGAGGUUAUACAAACCAAGAGGGAGAGACGGCUGCCUUCACACGUAAUUCCCAGAGAGGGAAGAGGGCCGGUGACUGCCAAGAGGGAAAUCACCUCGGCGACAGGACAGGGAAGCCCUGUCAAUUGCAGCGAGGGGAACCCCUCAGGGAGGGACAGAGCAGCCUCAGGGGAGGCGGAAAAGCCCCGAACGUGAGGAUUCAUUUUACAGCUUUCAGGACUGUCUCUGCAAAUAUAGUACUGAUUUUUGAGAGCAUGAAAAGUGCAUAUUCCAAAAGAUUUUUAUCUGCAUCGCCAGAUGAAACUGAAUGUUACCUUUAUGCAAAGAGAAAUAAAGCAGACAGUGGUCAAAAAAUCAGAGAGGAAGAGGAGCAGCAAAAGCAAGAACAAAGCAUACAGUGUGGGAGCAAGGACCAAACAUCAUCACAUGAACUCCUCAAUUCGUCAGAAAGACAAAACAACUGGGCAUUAGAAAAACAGAGUUGUGAUACAGCAAGAAAAACUUGUAUGAGGGAGUUUUUCAGUUCUAAAACUUGUAGUAAUGAAGGAUUACCAUGUAGAGUAUCAGAAAAUGAAGCAUUCACCAAAAAAUGGAGUCCUGAAAAUGAAGACCAAAGUCCUAUAGAAGAUGACAUGUCCCUGAAUGUAGGUGGACAGCCCCUUGAAACAGAGCUGCUCAAUGUGUCAAGACCUGCUGACACAUGUCAAAAUUCACCGGCACUAAACUCACCCCAAGUGCAGCAGAACAACAGUGCACAACAAAAUAAUAAAAGAAACGAGGAUAAUGAGCUCAAACAAAAUCCUUCAGUUACAUCAUUGAACACACACAUGUUUCAGACUGAAUUGUUGAGUCAAAAGUCUGUCUCCAAUAAAAAGUGGCAGCGAUACCAGCUUUUUCAAAUUCCAUUUUUGAGUGGAACAAAUUCUAUGUUUUCAUGUGUAGAAAAUAAAAAAAGUAAAUUUCUGAAAAAUGUAUGUUUUGCAGACUAUAAAAAUUAUUCCAGUUGCAAUAAGGAAACUACUGCAGAAAAAGAUAAUAAAGAGAAAAAUAAUUCAAUGUAUAUAAUGCAAAUAUUGAAACCUCUUAAGAGUAUACAACCACUGGAAAUCCCUAAUUUUCAAUUUCCUAGGAUUUCAAAUAAAAUAAAAAGUAAACAAUCAUCAACUAACUUCAGGGAAACAGACUGGAAGAAUUUUGAAAGUGAACCAUCUUUAAUGCAAUCUAAACAGAUACAUAGUGUGCAAAAAAUGUCUGAGAUAGGGAAACAAAAAAUGCAAAAUGAUAAAAGCAGUAAAAGUGCCUCAACUGUUGGUUCUGAAUUAAAAGAAAUAAAUUGCCCCCCCGUUAACAAAGAGGAGCACAGCACUUUGGCAGAAGGAGAAGUAUCUGGAACUUAUGUCAGAUGCAACAGCACUGACACUGAAUGUAAUAAAAUAUUUGCUGAAAAUGACUUCAAAGAUAAAAUAAUGGAGAAUUCAGAGAGUGGUGAUGACCAGAAGUCAAAGAUUCACAUUUACAUUAGUGCUAAAAAUGUUCAGAAUGAGAAAUGUGUCAGCUCUAAUGAUCUUUUGCAGAGAAGGGGGAGGAAGAGCGCUAAUGACAGUGUGGGAAUGUUUCAUAUGCAGAUGAGUAUUCCAGUAACAGCAGAAGCAUUAGAGAAAAAUAAGUUAAAUGUACACUGUGGUGUGCAUGAUUCCAACAGGGAUAUUUGUUUGUAUGAAGCAGAAUCAAAACUCUCCACAAAAAAACCACUUGAUUUCCAAAGUUAUGUGACAAAAAAUAUUAUAGUUAAAAGUAAUUGUUCUUGCAUUACUGUGCAGGAUUUACCAUAUAAGAGAGCAAGUUGCAAUGUAUUUAUGGGGAAGGAAAUGCUCAAAUUAAAGUUCUCAUUUCAAAACAUGUUGUUUGGGUGGAUCAGGGUGUGGAUUGAGUCUUUCCAUGAAGAUAUGCCCGCGUGUCAGGAUGACAGUGUUACACCUUGGUCUCACUGCUGUGCCACAUUAAAAGAGCAGUGUGUUGCUCAAGAAUUAGUAAGGAGCACUAUAAAUAGGAGCCACAACGAUAAAAUAUUCAUGUGUUUGCUGGCUGCUGUUUCCAAGCAUCUGAAAGUGGAGGUACUAAAGAAAAUGCUUGCUUCCUUUUUCAGUAGCACAAAUACUAUAUUGACAACUGAGGGGAAGUCUGUGCGAGGAGAGAAACAGUCCUUAUGUGGCAGAAAGCAAAAUCAGUUAAACUCAUGCACAGAUGAUUCUUUGAGGCAAACCACAGGAUUUCUUAAAGAAAAUGAAACUUAUCCAGGAUUUGUAAGUUCUAAAUUUGUGGAAAGCAUUGAGUUGCAUAAUGGAUACCAGAGAAGAUGCUUUUAUAGAACUUUAGGUGAAGAAGAGUACCCUUUCCUUCAAAGAAGAGCUCUCUUUCGUAACCAAAAAAGCAGAUUAUGUAAGGGAAGACAUGUCAGGAAACACCACCUCUUAUCCAGAGUGACUGAAGGGUUUAGCACUGAUUUGAGGUCAGUCAGUCACAAAAACAGUAUGAAAAGGCAAAUUUUACCUGCUAAAUACAUUAUCUUGCUGCAGGGCUCUUCUGAUAGUUCUUCACUACACAAAACUUAUUGCUGCAAUAUCACAAAAGUACAGUAUCUGAUAAGAACCAGUCUUGGAUACCAGAGUUACUUUCCUGCUGAUUCACAACCAAAAUUUGAAAAGAUACAUAAGAAAAGUAUAAAUCAGGAAAUAUCAGUAAAUACUCUAAAGCAGGAGAAGAACAAACCAAGCAUAAGGCUUAAUAGCUCUUUUCAUGUACAAUUAUUUAAAACAAUCCCUUUCAUUUUAUAUGAAAAUAAGAAACACAAAACAACUGGAUACAGAAAUGGUAUAACUUCUACAAAUAAAGUUACUAAUGAAAUAACAUAUACCAUGAAAAAAUGUUUGAGUAACUCUAGUUAUAGAAAUACUGAUGAAAAAGAAUGUAUUAAUCAAAAAGAGUUGCAAAUGAAUUGUCAUGAUUUUCUUUAUAAAAAAUCUUUUUCUGUUUUUGACACAUAUGAAAAAAUUCCCCUAGCCACUGAUUCUGAAGAUUUUGACCAAAUCCCACUUGUAAAACAAGACAGUUCUAUCAAAAAAAAGUUGUGUGAAGGAAGUGCAGUCACUUGUUCAAAAGAAAUCCAGUGUUUGCCUGUUAAAUCAAACGAUGUCUUAAUUCCAGCUGAGCAGCCAAAAGCAACCACAGAAGAAUAUAAUUCUCUCCUCUUGUUAGAUGGACAAAUAAACAAACAUGAGAAUUGCAAAGACUUAGAUACUUGUAGCCCACAUCUAGCAAAUGAAAAAGUAGACAACCAAAAUACUUAUUUAUUCUCUGAAAAUUUAUUUCCUAGCUCCUCAAAUAUUUAUCAGUCUGUCCCUUUGCCACUGGAUAGCAGCUCUUUUGUCAACAGAGAAAUAAGUGAAGAUGGGCACUGCAGGAAUUCCUCAAGUGCAGGAAAACAAAAGGCAAGUGAAACAAUUCCUGACAAGGUACAGUAUCUAUCCGGGAGCAGUCCUGCCAUGACAGAUACAAACUUGCAAUUACAGGGGAAAGAAACUGCACCGCUUUCUGUACAAGGCCACGAAGAGACGAAUGAGACAGGCAUUUCAGAGCCACCAACUUUGAAACAUCUUGAAUAUGUAAAAGAACAGGAAGAGAGAAAUUAUGAACAAAUGCAUGUAACUAAUGAAAAUCAAUGUGAGACUGUAAUGAAUAACUUGAUUAUGUCAUAUUCAGAAGAUAAAUCUGAAACAUUCAUUGCUCCUGACGAGGAAUUAAAAAUGCCUUUAUCCAUAAUGAACAAUGGAUGUCUUGAAGAUGUAAAAGAUAAGUAUUUACCCAUAGAAAAUAAAAUCACCCACGAACUUGAACUGAAGAGAAAAUUUGAUUUAGUGCUAGAAGAGCUACAUAUGUUUCAUGAAAUUAGCAAAGAAAAUGUAAACAAUUUAUCUAGUUUGGAAACAAAUUUGCCCAACACUUAUUGCGAAUUAAAUAAGGCUGAGGGAAUGGAUGAGAACAUGGCAAGGGAUUCUCAAAGAAAAAUAGGUAUUUCUUCUCCAAUCUGUGGUACCACAAAAGAAAAACACAUAACUGACAUUAAUGAAAGUUCACUACAUGAAAAGAUUUUAAUUGAGAAUGAAGACCAGAAAGUAUCUAAGGAAUGUUCUAUUUCAAGAAUGUCAAGCAAAGAAUUGCUGCACUCUCCUGCAGAAGGUGCAGCCUAUAGAAAUCCAUAUGCAUGGCAUCCAGUGUUUUUACCCGGUGCAUUUUUUAAGGAACAAAGCUAUAGUUUACAGAAAGAAGGAGGAUACUUUUUGUCUCGUGACAUCAUAAGAGUGCAGCCUCUUAAAACAUGCAAGGGCCCCAUCAGGAUUGGGCUGUCAAGAAAGGCGCGGCCAAAGAAGCUUCAUCCUUAUCUGAAAUGACUUCCUGGAUUCUUUUACCAACCUUCACAUCUGGGAUCACUCUGUUUGAGAACUGUUGAAAUGUUUUAACAUUAAUUUUUUGGUACUUUGAUCUUUGCGGUUUAAGGGGGUUUUAGAUAUUAAUAUUUCAGUAUUUGCUAGUGAUUUAUUUAGGAAUACUCCUGCGAAUACUUGAUAGCAAAGGGAUUUAUAAUGAAUGUUUACUAGUAGAAGUUUUAAUGGAAGGGUGAAUUCCUUUUAAAGUUUAUGUAAUAUUAAUAAAAUCUGUCAUGUAUUUUUUAUCUAUUAAAAUAUACAGUUGAAAUUUUCUGUCACAUCCACACAUCCUUAGAAUCCUCUGUGUGUUUAUGUAGCUUUAAAAACUCCAUUUUUUAAAGAGAUUUGCUACAAAUGUUUAGAGUGAUGUAGAAGAGAAUUUAAGGAAGUUAAGUUUAGAUUGCUAAAAGAAAGAUUAUGUUUUAGGCUUCAGUGGCAGUUUCCUUUGAGGUAUUUCCAGUUCCAUGUACUUGUCCCAUUAGACAAAGAGUUGGAAAGGAAUAAAGCUAUAAAUGCUACAGACAGAUUGUCUCAUUCUGAGGGUACUGAUUCCAUUGCAUACAUCAUGGAGGCAAAAUAACAGUGCAUAAAUUCUGGAGAUUAUGUAUAUUGAGAAAUGAGACACUUGGAAUGCUCUGAAGCAUGCAGAUCUUGGUUAGGGACAUCUAAUCCUUAUUAUACUGAUUUUUUUGCUAUAAAGAAUAGAGGCAGUUUCAACUGAAUAAAAGCACAGCAAGAAACAAACUUGAGUGAAGUCUGAAAAAAAUUCCUGAAGUGUCAGAACGAGAGUAAUCUAGUAACAGGUAUUUAGAAGUAAGCUUUAAGCCCUCUGUGAUUGCACAGAGUGUUUUAGAUGGAGAAUAUUUCACCCUGCAGUGGAUAAGAGAGUAUUCAAGUAUAAAAAGUGUUAUGGAACAAUGAUGGAAUGAUGAUAAACCCCUAUAAAAAUAAUAAUAUGUGGUUGUAGCUGACACAAGGAAACUGAGCAAGCUGAAUUGAUAGGGAAUUUAUCUGCAGAAAAUAUAUUUUACAUAAUAUCUAGCACCAGUGCAAAGACUAAGUAACUUCAAAGUGAUUUUCAAAGUUAAUUUCUUUAGCAGUGAUAUUCAGAAUAUAUCAUAUGUAAUAGUAAGCAUAUCAGUAUAUUUACGUUGUAAGGAUCUCAAGAAAAAUAAUUCAGUUCACAAUAUUGUGAGAAAUCAAUGAAACAAUGAAAUCUAGAAAAAGAGUUAUAAUUUGGUUCAUAGUUCCUUUUCUAUGAAAUAGAAAGAAUCUCAGAUGAAAAUUUGUUUCUAAGAACAGUUGGUUCUAAAAUAAGAGUUUCUAAACUGAUCUAUUGACCACAGAUUGUCUAAAAGGUACAGUAAAUGGUGUGCACCUGGUUUAAAUUUUAAUUUAAAUUUUAAUGUAAUUUUUAACAACAAAAGUUGCUAACUUUACCACUAAAAUUUGGUGAUGCAAAUGUAAAACUGUACUUGCUAACUGAAAGCAUAAUUUUGGACAAGACAUUAUCCUUCAUCAGUAUAACUAAUUUAUGAAAAAGUUUAAAAGGGCUAAACAAAUGGAUGACUGGGACACAUGUUCAGAAGCAGCUCCAUUAGACAACUCCCUUGGGAGUAUGCAAAUGAGGCAGCUGCUGGACAGGAAUGGAUGGAUGGAUGGAUGGAUGGAUGGAUGGAUGGAUGGAUGGAUGGAUGGAUGGAUGGAUGACUUUUGAACCUUCACCAUCAGCAGCAGACAUUUGUGUCUCAGAGAGGGUACCUUGGCAUCCCAGGGUGACACUGUGGAGCAGCUUGGGGCCUAUGGAUGGUAGCAACCUCUAAAUGUCAGUAGAGGAAUUCUGGUUUCUCAGAGCUUUGCAAGAAGUAUCAACUUAAGUUUCUCUGCAUCCCAGAAAGAAGAAGCUGAUCACAAACCUUUAGCUGAGUGCUGUUAAUUGUGUGCUGGCACAGAGCAAGGGGAGCUGGUCUAUAGGCAUUGGAAUGUUCCCCUGGAGUUUUGUCCUCACAGCUGGGCAGACAGUUUUCAAGUGCUGCCAGGUAUGAACUGGCUUUAAGGCAUUAUGUCUUAUCAAUAGCUUUUUUAGGUCAUAUUUCUAAAGGCUGAUGUUUAAAAUAGGAGGAUUUCUUAAGAUUUGGGAGAGAUACUUCUGUAUUUAAAGCCCAUUCUAGGAAUUCUUUGGGAAAGCUUUUCUCUGUGUCAUCUCCUACAGAGAUGUAUCUUUACCCCAUAGAGUAAUUUUCCUAUAUCCUCUUGUUCCAUUGGCCUGUGAUCAUUAAUGACACAGGGAAUACAAUUAAAACAUUGCAUUUUUAAUAAUUGUGGGGCAGCUCUGAUGGCCAUGGCUUGGAAAUAGGUAUAUCAUUUCCAUCCUAGCAUAUCUGUGCUCCCCCUGUCCAGAGCAUGGCAAUACCAGGUUUCAGCUGCCUUGAAAAGCCAGUAAGCACAGAACUUUACAGAUCAGGGCAAGGAUGGCAACCCAACCUUGUGUGUCUACCGGCAGCUUCCGCACCACAGAGUGGUCCAAGUUUGGAGUGUCUGGGGCUCAAGACUUUAAAUACUUAGUAUGGAGGCUUCAUAACUUUGAUUCCUAGUUAAUAGAGUACAACAAACCCAAGAUUUCAGAAUGACAAAAGGCCUUUGUCAUUCUGAAAUCAGUUACUUCAAUACAAAGUCAUGUAUGGAGAUGAUGUGACCCCACCAAAGCGUACUUGUAAUGAACAUUCACAUAGGUAACUCUGAAACUGAAGGCUAACUGUUCCUUGAAAUACUUGGGCAAUUUUAUUCUGCCUUAUAGUAAAAUUUAGGAUGCCUGAAAACUCAUAUUAGUCUAAAACCUGCAGAAAUUAAUAUCAUGGAACAAUUAUGUGAAAUGACCUCAGAAUUAUUUAUACUAAUAAUAUAUUAUAGCUAAUCAUCCUUCCACUGAAGAACACUUCUGCCUAUUUUUAAAUCAACGAACUCACAUGUUUUUAAAAUAUGUCAGUUUAUCUGAUGCUUCUAUAAGAAAAUACUACAUUGCUCUUGUCUGCAGAAGACAGAGGUACACAGGCUACUUUUUCAGGACAAGAGAUAAAGUCUUAAUUCCCAGAAUUUAUACUCAGUAGCAAACUCCCUUGUGUUUAAUGAUGCAGCUUGUGCAAGAAUGUCCCCAGAUAUCCUGGAAAAGAGUCUGGAAAAUAUCCAAACACAAAAACCCAGACAACAAGCCAAACGAAACAACAAAAAUUGGACCAUGCAGAGAAGUAGAAUAGUCCAGCUGAGAUAUUAUGUAAACUUUAUGUCUGACUGCUCAUUCAGCUGCAGAGAGCUGCUAACAACAUGCCCUCAUCUUAAAUAACAGAGGAAGGGUUGGCACUGGGAAUGCUGCCUGGCCUUCUGCCAGCUUCAGCUUCCCCAGCCACCAUCAGUUCAGGUACCGCGUUCUGCUGGGGAGCAGCACAAGAGCACUCAGCUGUGCAGAGCAGCGAUGGGAGCUGGCGCCGUUCCAGGCACUUUGGGAAUUGCAUGGGAAAAUGCCAAGCCAAGAUCCUGCCUUAUGUCUUUGCAUAUGAUUGAAGCAGUAUGUAUAGAUUUUGAAUUUUUCCAUCACAGACACCAUAUCUGGUGAUGUUUUUUGAGUUCUCUAAGCUUGCUAAUGCUGACUGUAACAGAAAUGCAGUUGUUAAGUGUCAUUAUACUUUAAUAAUUAUGCAGGAAAGCUUAAAUAUAAUUUCUGAAUAAUUUUAUAUCAGCUGCUAGAACAAUAGAUAUAGCUUGGGCUUGUUUAACACAAAAGGAAUCAAUUAUAGCCUAAUGAAAACCUUGAAUUCCAUUAUAUCUACCAAUACAUGUGAUUUUUUAAUAAAUAGUAAUUGAAUGUAUUUUUUUUUGUCUGCCUUUUGAAUAACUGGAUGCAAAGCUAAAACUGCUCUUCUCAGUGUAUUUUGAAAAAAUGUGGGUGAUUAAUGAGUGAAUAUAAGCAAGAUUAUUAAAAUCCAGUUUAAUAACAACAGCUGUAUAUAGAAGUAUGGCUGUUGUCUUUAUCAGGAAAUUUAAUGAAGUAAUGAACAUAAUGAAGUUACAGGUAAUGAAGUCCUGUUACUCCUACUGUUGGAAGGCAGUUGCCAGACCAAAACAGAUGACAAAUUUCAGGGAAGUUCAUGUGGAGAAAUGGUUCAAAAGACUCCAUCUAUCAAAAGAUUGUGCAUUAAGGAAGAUUGUGCCAAGGCAUUUAGUGAAUACACUUUACCAAGUUUCAUGUGAUUAGGGAGGAGUUCCACUUUUGGUCUUACAAUUCAUAUUCAGGUUGGAUUUAAUGGGAAAUCCAGCAUGGGAAUCCCGUCAUGUUAUUCCCACACACCACUGGAGAAAACCUGCUGUUUUCCCCUAGGCAAGACACAGAGGUCACUUCUCCUCCUGCUGAGCCAGAGGUAGAGCAUUUCUAAACAGAGUGACAGGUAAACUAAAAGUACAUUUUAAAAAUAUCAGGGAAAGUGAAAAGUUAAUUUUGUUCAAAAUUAUUACUGUCAAUAAUGGUUCAGGUAAAAAUGUAAAUAAGGGCACUUAUUUCAACAUUUGUCCAUUGACAGUCUGUGUGGUAGAUGAACAGUUGAUAAUUGUCUUUAUGAACUGCAGCAAUUUAACAAUUUAUGUUUAAUUUCAUGAGAAAAAUUAAUUAACCAUAAUCUGAUAAAAUAAUAAAAAUAAAGCGAUGAUUAUUUUAUAAAAUAUAUCCUACCACUUGGUAUUUGGUCUGAGUCAAUGCUACCACAGGAGUGUGUCCUCCAUUAUUUGAAAUUUUCCUAGUACGAGGCCCCUUCAAUGAUGAAAAUAUUUUUAGCCAGGAGCAGUAGUGAAAAUUCAAUAUAAAUCCUAUUCACUGUAUGCACUAAGAUGCACAGAAUAAUCUGCUGUUAAAGCACUUUCUGUCAAAGCUUAAAUAUGCAGAAAUAUGCAAAAUUUCCCAAACAAAUGUGAAAAAUAAGUGCAUCAGCAUGUAUAUAUAUAUAUAUGUGUGUGUGUAUAUAUAUAUAUAUGCACAUGUAUAACCUACCACAUGUAAAGUAUUAUCAAAAUAUAUAUUCCUAUUACCAAUGACAUUUUGAAGCCUGUAACUCAACACACUGGCAAUGAUAGAUUCAGAACUUGUAACAGAUGCUAUGGCUGUGUGGAGAGAUGAGAAGCAGAUUGAAUGGACUUGGGAAACCCCAGCUAAUGGAGUAAGGUAGGCCCUAAGGUGACCUGAAUUACCUUUGGGACAGAACUGUCUUCCUCCAUUGAUCAGUGGGGGGACCUAGGGGAAGCUUUGCCACAGUCAGUGUUCUCAACAGACUGAAAGAGUUGAAAAAUCUUUUUUAUCUGUUACUUGGACCUAAGGGUGGAAGAAUUAGCUGUUUAAAGUGCUCCCUAGCAUUGAAAUUCUGUUAUUCUUAGGUCUCUAUUCAAGCAGCAUCCAGGAUCUCAGCUCACAACUCACUGUUUACUACACACUCUUGCAACAAAGACUUGGUUUCUGUCCCAGAGGUUUUGCAAGUAAUUUUUUAGUCUGUAAAUUUGCUUUUAGUUAGUUCUCGUUACUAUGAUAUUUAAACAUGGCAAAAUGAAAAAAAAAAGUUUUUAAAGAAAGCAAUCUUUGGUUUAUUUCUACAUGGUAGGUAAAGAAAUCUUUCCAUUUUUAAAUAUCUCUACUUCUUUGGAGAAGGAUGCUGAUGGAGUCAUGAGUGAAGGGAUGGAUUACAUGUAUGCAACAGGCAGGGAACUGUCCCUGGCAAAGGCAGUGUCCUAUAGAUAGUCUGGAGAUGGAUUUUGAGUUUAAUUCUUCUCAUCUGUUUCAAAUAUUCUCACACUUUUUGGAGAAAACAUUUCCUUGAGAAAAUGAAUAGUGUUUUAUGUGCCAUUUGGACCAGUUUCUGUGGGCAUUAUCCUACAUAUCAACUUGUUCUUCUUCAUGCCUCACUUUCUUCCCUCUCCUUAACUUCUUUUGUGCUGGAAUUUUCUGAAGUUCCACCACUAUGGUAGAAAGCAAAUAGAAUCAGACUUUCCCACACUCAGCCUAGUUCCAGCACAACUUACCUGCCUGUGCUUGCCAAAGUUGUGAACUCACCUUGCUUGUGCCACAGAGGUGCACUAGAACUGAGCAGCUGUCAUGAACUACUGGUCUUGUCCAAUGUUUUCACUGUGACAGUUUGUUGGCCAUGGGUGGGUGGGGAAUUGUCUCAAUGUUCUUCCCUCACCACAUUUCUGUAGGCCUGUGCUAUCAUGGGGAGUGCUGACUCUCCCAACUUUGAGCUGGUAGGCAGGAAUGGUUCUAAAAUACAGUAGUAUUAGAAAUCUUAAUUUCUUAGGGACCUGUGGAGUGUGAUGGCCAAGGGAACUUGAACAAGACAUUGAUUUUGGAGCCAUAGUCAUAAGGAAAGUGCUGUAAGAAUUAAAAUAUAGCUCUGCUUUUGCUUCCUAUUAAGUGUUUGUGAAUAUUUCUGUACUUAUUUCCUUUUAUGCAUAUAUAUUUCUGUUUUAUAUGUACAUUUUAUUAUUUGUUUUUAAAAAUCCCUGUUAUUAUCAAUAUAUAUGUAAAAAAAACUUGUGAAAAGGGAAAGUUGUAGAAAAAUAUGUUUUGACAUAUUUUCAGAAGAGGAUGUCUAUUGAUCCUCCUGAUUUUUCAGAAGAGGAGUUUUUUUAAAGGAUGAUAAAAGCUUGAAUUAUGCUUGCAUGCCACACUGCACUGCUCUUCUUUUAUCCCAUAGAUUUAGAAUGCUAUUGCUUGAAAAUAAUUAUAGGGUACAAAGAUUGGAGCCAUGAGAAAUGAACAUUUGAAAAAAAAUUCAAGACUGUUCACAAAACUGAAAACAGCGCACGACAUGUUCAUCCUGGUGAAAAUUCUUCCUUUGUAAGUGCUGCCAAGGUCAAUGUCAGCUUGAAUUCUUUAAUGCAUACUGUAAGUGCAAGCCAUGCAGAUUAGAUCUGCCCAGAGCUAUUCCUAUUUGUUCAUCCAGCUUUUAGAAAUACAUGUUUGUGCUCUUCUAUUAAAAAAAUUUCCAUUAAAGAAAUCAGCAGUCCAAACUUGU
Messenger RNA from Zonotrichia albicollis (white-throated sparrow), 11755 nucleotides. It is a transcript of the gene RAD51AP2, whose product is annotated as RAD51 associated protein 2. Lineage: Eukaryota; Metazoa; Chordata; Aves; Passeriformes; Passerellidae. Gene Ontology annotation, cellular component: protein-containing complex. The record is from RefSeq and is a predicted model, not a curated record.